AGGGACAUUGACUUAUAGUCAAGCUGGGUCUCUCUCUCUCUCACACCGAAGAGUCUCCAUCAUCACGUCUCUUCAGCCCUCUUCCACCAAUCGCCGAUCGCCGCCGCACUCCCAAUCGGUGAAUGAGCGCAAUGGACCGAGCAAGGAGGGCAAAAGAGUUGGUAGCGAACAAGAACAGCAUGAUAUACCUGGACCUGAAGGAUAUAAUCAAGGAUCAUGCUCUCCCGUUCCUGCCUGCCAAAUCACUUUUCAGGUUCAAUGGGGUUUGCAAGGACUGGAAGGUCCAGAUCAGAUCUCCUUUUUUUGCCCACAAGCAGUCAACUAGCUUUUCGGAUAUCUCGGGAUUCUUUCUUGUUUCCUCACCAUCAACCGUACCUUCGUUUGUCUCUCUUGAUUCCACGGCCUAUGGUGUUCCAGACCCGUCUCUGAAGUUUUUACCUGAGCCAGUUGACAUAAGGGCUUCUUCCAAUGGACUGCUUUGUUGUCAGGGACGUGAAGGCUAUAAGGCUUACUACAUCUGCAAUCCUGUUACUAAGCAGUGGAAAAAGCUUCCUAAACCAAUUGCUGACCACGGAAGAGACCCUGCUCUGGUUCUCAUCUUUGAGCCAUCUUUGCUCAGUUUUGUGGCCGAGUACAAGCUGGUCUGUGUUUUCCCAUCAGUCGACUUUGAGAAAGGACAUGAAUUUGAGAUCUAUUCCUCCAAGGAGGGGUCUUGGAGAAUUUCUGGUGAGAUUUACUAUGGCAGUGGAUCUGUUUCGCCAAGAUCCGGUGUUUAUGCGAAUGACGUAGUCUAUUGGCACACAUCGCUUGGUAGGAUCCUUGCUUUUGACCUGAAGAUGGAGAGGGCACAACUCCUUUAUAGCCAUGGUUACUUUGAUUCGGUCAUGGGUGAGAUGGAUGGAAAGCUUUGUUCGACUAGGGCUCAUGGUAAUGCAGUAACCGUAAGUGUGUUGUCUAAUGCUUACACAAACACAAUGCAGAUGCACAGCUCGGUCAAGGCAUGGGCACAAAAGCUUUCAGUUAAUCUUAACCCUGCACCAGUACCUUCAGCGCCCGGUUCUAGGGGUAGUUUAUUGCAUGCAAGUGGGAAUCUGGUGUUGUACCGGAAUGGGACAAAACUCUAUGCAUACAACCUGCGGACUAAAGAAACAAUAUAUAUGUGUGAUGGGUCUUACCAAGGGAUAUUUUUUCCUCAUGUCAACAGCCUCGUGGAGCUCUAGUUGCUUCUUGGCGAUCCUACUCUGAUGUUGCCAUUGUGCAAACCUGAAGAAGAGACACUAGUAGUUAUUGUUGGUUAUGUUUGGAACUAAUUGCUUCAUUUUCUAGUUAUGCUUUUAUUUUCAUGGCUAUCUAACGUCCAUGAGUUGGUACUCCUCAACUGCUUGUCUUUUGGGGUCAUGGUGCUUGAUAUGUUGUGAUACUGGGAUUCAGUUCACUUGAGCUUUUAAAUUAGUAUUGUAGCUGCGAUGUCUGUGGAUCUUCAAU
Molecule: messenger RNA, 1485 nt
Organism: Fragaria vesca subsp. vesca
Lineage: Eukaryota; Viridiplantae; Streptophyta; Magnoliopsida; Rosales; Rosaceae
Product: F-box protein At5g07610-like
Exons: 2
Coding region: 123-1220 (365 amino acids)
Molecular function (GO): protein binding
Source: RefSeq, a predicted model, not a curated record